Vollenhovia emeryi is the source of this 1263-nucleotide messenger RNA. RefSeq lists its product as uncharacterized. Gene Ontology annotation, molecular function: odorant binding; olfactory receptor activity. Gene Ontology annotation, biological process: detection of chemical stimulus involved in sensory perception of smell; sensory perception of smell. Lineage: Eukaryota; Metazoa; Arthropoda; Insecta; Hymenoptera; Formicidae. Gene Ontology annotation, cellular component: plasma membrane. The record is from RefSeq and is a predicted model, not a curated record. The coding region runs from base 47 to 832 and encodes 261 amino acids. The transcript has 6 exons.
UACGGUAAAGUACACGUCCGAUUAUAUUAUCACAGUAUGUUCUUUCAUGUCACUUCAGCUUGGAUUUAUAAUUCAAUAUAAUUCAUUUUGGGUUAACGGUCAAACCAUGAAAAAUUUAUUUGAGGAACUUAAGUAUAUUUGUAACGAGUUAAAAAACGAAAAUGAGAUCAUACUUAUGAAAAGAUAUGGGAGCAACGCAAAACGUUAUACAGCUAUAAUUAUAUUAAUCGCAAUCGUUGCUAUACCCAUUGUUAUUGUUUCAUCAAUAUGGCCACGCAUUCUCGACAUUAUUAAACCUAAAAACGAGUCUCGAUCAAGUAUAUGGAUGCAAGUCAUGACUCAACAGUUUAUUGAUCAAGAAAAAUACUGUUAUUUAUAUUUAUUCCACAUGAAUACAGCUUUUUUCAUAGGGUCAAUUGCAACGAUAGCGACAGGAACGAUGCUUAUAGCAUGUUUUACAUACGCAUGUGCAAUGUUUAAAAUCGCCAGUCUUCGGAUUGAACAAGCAAUGAUGGCUAAUAAUUUACAAAAUAAAUUCGAGAACGUGAUUAUAAUUUAUAAAGGAAUAAUUUAUGCUGUGGAUGUACAUCGCAAAGCUAUGGAGUUUUGCAAGUAUUUAAUAUCUAAUUUUGAGGGAUCGUUCUUCUUUUUAAUAGCGAUUGGUGUGCUCAAUUUAAGCCUUAACCUUUGUCGAAUAGUUUUUCAUAUAAACAUAUCUAUGAGAGAUCAGUUCUUUAAUAUAAUACUAACAAGUAACACUACCCAAGUGUUACCCGCCGAUCUUUUUAUAGUUUUAUCUGAACUGUUGGUUACCAUGUCAGGUGCGUCCUAAUUUGGGUUUUCUCCUAGAAAGGGUUUUUACAGUCAUUGAAGCAACAGUCAGUGUAAAAAUUAAGAAUUUUCCGAUUAAUUUAUUACCGAUCUUUUGGAAAAGUUAUUAAAUAUUCUUCAAAAUAAUUAGAUACUUAUCGAAUUUUGUCUUAUUCACACGCAUUCGAUUAAAUAAUGAGUGUUACAAUAUUUUAUAACAUUUCUAAUGUGUACAAUUAUUAUUACAUAAUUUAUAGGGAAUACAUAAUAUUAAUAACAAAAUAUAAUUGUUCAGUAUCAACACGAACAGUAUUCGUGUUCGCGCUGUCCUUUCGCGUAAUAAACAGGUUGUGUUCGUAAUGUUCGUGAAUAGAUUUAUUUAUUGUUCAAUCUCGAAAUACGCCACAAAAUCAUAAAGUCUCGCACUCGCGAUAGAGAUGCCCGCGACGACGC